AUUGACCAAAUUUUUUUUUCAAAAUCAUCUACAUCUUUUCAGAAGUUCAAAUUUGACUUUACAAGUUCUCAGAAAUUCAAAUCUGACUUAAGUUUGAACUCAUAAUAUUGUGAGCAACUAGGUAGUGACAUUUUGUCAUGUUAAUGCCUCGUAGUAUUUAUUACAAUUCUAGAACAAUUUCAUGAAACGACUCAUAAGGAAAUUGUUUUUGUAACUGUUUAUACAUUUCACUUGUUAUUAUUAGUUUCAGGUAUUUAAUAUGGAUAGCCCAAGCACGAGUGGUUUAGAAACUACUGUCAGAAGUCUAGAUGGCUCAUUUUUCGAUGACUCAUUUAAUGUGAGCCAUGAAGUUGUUCUUACAUCGACGCCAAUUAAGAAACCACAAGACAGAACUCCUCAAGAAUACUUAUGUGAUAUAUGUGGUGCAGAAUACAAAAGCCAAUCAGGCUUAAGAUAUCACCGCGCAAGCAAACAUGGUAUUGAUGUAAAACAAUGUUCUCAAUGCGAUAUGUCAUUUAGGAGAAUCGAGGAUCUUAAUGAUCAUAUGAUUAGCCAUGGACAGCGACUUCCAUAUACAUGUGAUAACUGUCAAAAAACAUUCCAACAUCUCAAAAGUCUUCGACGCCAUGCGUCAGGAUGUGGAUUGACGGAAGCGUUCAGGUGCAAGACGUGUAACAAAUGCAGAAUUGUUUAAAAUGAAUAUAAAUAUGUUAGACUCGCGCACCCAUCCUUCGUAAAAUUCGAUUUACUCGCGCACACGUCAUUUUGCGAGACACAAAAGUGCGAAUUUCUCUUUAACCGGGACACGCUUGGAUGAGAUAUUUGGUGAAUUAGAUCGUCUUUAGACAUUGAUGGUACGGGACAAGUUUCACAGAGAUACAAAAUCUUAAAACAUGUAAAAAGUGUGAUUACAAACCCCAAGCGAAAGAAAAUGCGAAUCACUCGCGCACACGUCAUCCAUGAAGUCACGUGACAGACUAUACCCAGGGUG
Owenia fusiformis is the source of this 991-nucleotide messenger RNA. NCBI's taxonomy places the organism in Eukaryota, Metazoa, Annelida, Polychaeta, Sabellida, Oweniidae. The record is from the annotation of a GenBank genome assembly.